This is a messenger RNA of Ruditapes philippinarum (Manila clam), 5863 nucleotides long. RefSeq names its product probable DNA double-strand break repair Rad50 ATPase. The record is from RefSeq and is a predicted model, not a curated record. Lineage: Eukaryota; Metazoa; Mollusca; Bivalvia; Venerida; Veneridae. The coding region runs from base 187 to 3285 and encodes 1032 amino acids. The transcript is spliced from 27 exons.
ACGACGUAACGUCGUUUCUAAAGCAAUACGCUCUGCAACUUUAUUUUUUUCACCUAUUCGGAAAAACAUAAUAACAGAAACUAUAUUGUUUGUCUCAUUCACAAGGAUUUGAUUUGUUUGGACUGCCGUUGCCAGGUCUGCCAUUUGAGCAGAUUUGAGCAGUCUAACCAAGUCGUCUGCUAAAAUAUGGAUCGCUUGAGGCGCCGCGAAUCUGUAGAUACUUCAGAUAACCGGAAACGCGGGAAAUUGCCAUCGGUAACUGAAAAAACUUCAGAACAUGAAAAUGGAAGUUUAAAAUUCAAAGGAUCAGUGAUAGCACCUGAGGUUGAACGCACAAGGCAUGGUUUGGGCAUAGAUCCUAAUCUUCUUGUCGGUCCUAUAUACGAGCCACAGACGACAGAAUCUGAUCGUAUCAAAGAACAGUUGGGCGACAUCACAGAAAAAUUACACAAGACUUUGCAUUCCUUCGACGAGUUUAAAGAUUUCGAGCACGAAGAUCCAGUGGUUUCCAUGAUGCGAAAACAAAUUGGAAAAGUUGAUGACAAAGAUAUGCGUUCUAACCUUGCAACAUUUAUAGACCAGUAUGAGGAUAUGUCAUGCCAGGUGACGGCUGCCAACCAGGACAGAGAUGAUAUGUUAAUGCAGUUAGCAGAUUGGUUCACCACAGACCAUGUUGAUCUUGAUGAUAUCAAAUCCGCAGUGGAUGACUCAGAAGAGGAAUUUAUGAAACAAAGUUAUUUUAGCACCAUGACAAACUUUGAAAAAUUGAAGAAGUUACAGAAUCAGAUAACAUCAACUGGCAAAGAAGGUCGUCCAACUAAACAACUACAACAAAAGAAAUUGGAACUGGAAAAAAAUGUUGUAGACAAUUUUAAAGUCAUGAAAGAUAUGAGUAUGCAGACAGCAAAGUUAAAAGUAGCUGAUGAUGCGCCAUGGAAAUAUGCUGCAAAUGAGAUUUGCGCUAUGUUGAAAAAUGUACGCACUGAAAAUGCUGAAGAAAUGCAACAUAUUUCAAAGAAAAUGCAGGAAAUGGUUGAUUCUCUAGAUAAACAAGCCAAGACCAUUAAAAGUUUGACAGCUGCCGUACGAGAUAAGAAAGAGAUUAUUUUAAGAUUGACAGACGAGAAUUGUGAUCUCUCGGAAGACUUGACGUUACUACGUAACAGAUACAGCAAAUAUGAAAAAGACUUGCAAGAAGCUCAAAAGUUGAUUAGACAACUUCAUGCUCAGAAGGUUGAGGAUGGAAAAGCUGCUGCAGACUCUGCUCAGGGGAAGGCCGUCGCUGAAUCCGUAUCUAAAAUGCUGUCAUUACAGAUGUCAGAACAAGAUCAAAAAUCGAAGGCAACUUCCAAGCAGCUUCGAGAGUAUAAGAAGGCCCUGGAAUCUAUUCGCAGUGAUUAUUCAAGGGCAGUUGAAGAUUUUAAAGAACUCAAAAUAGAACUUGAAGAAAAGAGGGCAUACAUUUCAAGCAUUGAGACCGAAAAUGAGAAGUUGUCAAAGGAUGUGAAGAAAUUAAAACAAGAAAGGAAAAAGGCAAUUGCUGCAGGGUUUGUUCAGCCAGCCGCAGGUGAUGGACAUAAAUGUGAACAUUGCAAAUGUCAUGUUACCGAAAAUGAAUUUGAGGAAGAGAUUGAAUCUUUAAAAAAGGUGGUAACAAAAUGGCAAGAGAAAUGUAAAUAUUUCAAGAAGUGCCUUGCUGACACGGAGUUAAAACUGAGUGAGGCAUUCAGAGAGAUAUCUGACCUUAGAAUGGACAGGGAACCACCUUCACCAACAUCUGUACAAAAGCAGUCAGAAACACAGGCUCCUGUAGCCCAGAAAACUUCAGAUGAACAUCAAGAGAUGGUCUCCACUCAACAGAAAGAUACAUCUGCAGUACCUAAACCUAAACCGAAGAAAGAAAUCCGAGCUAGAUAUUUGGAAAAGUCACAUACAAGAACCCAGUCUGCCGAGUCAGAGGCAUUCCCUGUGUCUGAUCAAAUAUAUGACAAGAUUGCUGAGUGGUUUCCAAAUCUUAAUCAGCGGCAGGCAAGAGAGCUUCAACUAUACAAAUCUGGAGAUCUUCAAGGAAAGUUGAACUUGUUGACAGCAGAGAUAACAGAUUUUGUAUCAGACAUUGGUAAAAUGCUGUAUCUGGAGAAGGAGGAUGAGGGAAAAACUAUGCAGACGCCAAAGUAUUUUAACUCCCAAGUUGCUGCAAAGAAGCAAAAGGAUGCAAAAGACUUCAAAGAUGAACAAGCAAAGCAAAGUAAAAAUUCAGUUCUUUUUAAUGGACAACAAGCUUGUGCUAAACUACGAGAGGCCUUUGACAUUUUAUCAGCAGCCCUUAAACUGCAGCAUAAUGAGUAUGAGGCCAUGUAUCGCUCAUUCAAAAUCAGUCAACAGCGGAAUCAUAUCCGACGUGAAAUAUUCAUGGGUCGUUUGCCAGUAUCGACACUCAGAGAAUUUGACAGAAUUCAGAGGAAAAAGAUGCAAGAGUCAGAUGUUGCUGAUAGUCUUCUUCAUGCUUAUUUCAAUAUCAGUUAUGGUGGUGGAGCCGGGGUAAAUACCUUUGGAAUGCGACAUAAUCAAGCUGGGAACCAGUAUUACCGCGGCAAUUCAUCAGAAAUGUCAAUUCACUCAGAUACCAUAGAAGAAUCGGAAGCCAAGCUGAAAAAUACAAUGCACAUGCUGCGUGUCCAAAGAUCAAAGUCAGAUUUAGAUGCCCGUGAGACACCUAACAGUUUUUCUAACAUGGGUGUUAUUGGUGGCAUGGGUGGUAUGAUGAAAGAGCGAUCACAUGUGUAUAUGCCAACAAGUUCAGAAAUUCUCAGUAGGGAAAGUUUGACAGGAAGUCAAAAACAGGAAAUGAAGGUCGGCCUGGCAGUGUUAAACAAGAAAGGUCUCAUCUCCUUGACAACAAAUGAUGUUUCCAAUCAGCUUCCAGAACUCACAGCCACUGUAGAAAGCCGGAGGCCGAGAGAAGAACACCAUUCAGGUAAACAACAGUCAAAAUCUCUGAUCAAGCGUAAAGACUUAAUGGAUCACUAUAAAGCCGGGUUCAAGAUUCUCGCGGAUGAGGAGAUCCAGAAGAACCAGGAAGAGGAACUUGAGAAAAGUCUGGGAGAUUAUACCAUCCUAGAUUUACAAUCAAAACUCCUCGAUUUUACUGAUGCCAAAUCUCCACGUAGAAGUGCACAUGUAGAUUCUCUAAUCACUCAAGCAGCUCAGAAGAAGGUCCCUCAACAGAUGAAGUCAGAGAAAUCUGUCACUCUACCAGCCAUAAAAACUUUCAACCCCUUUUAAUUAAAUUAAAUCCAACAUGAGGCUAACAUUGUCUAUACAGAUAGAGUGCACUCUAGAUAGAGUGUUACUUCAAAUUAUUUUUCUUUUCUUUUUGUGAAAGGAAAUAUGCAGUGCUUUUUGGGUUAUUGCACAGUUUUUGGCAAAAGUGACCCAAGAAGUGGAUUAAAAUGAUUUGAAUUUUGAAAUUUUGUGAAGUUGAUCAUUGACUUGUUCGAGCAACUGUGGCCAUAUUCUGUGUUAUUUUGCCAACAUACCCAUCUGUAUUGAUGAAAUUUUGUUUAUUUUAUAUUUUAAAUGCAAAAAAUAUGUGCACAGUUGUUUCCCCUUAAAAUAACUAAUGCUGUUUAGAAGGUUAUUGAAUUUUAGAAAUUUCUGAAAAACUUUUUUUCAUAUUUAUGAAGAUUUUGCAUAAAUUUUUAACAGUUAAUGUAAAAAUUAUGGUCUGAUUUUUAUUAAGCAUUAAUUUUACAUUGUAUGUUUUCAUUAAAUAAUAUUGCAGUAUGCUGUUUGUGUAUUGCUGCUAUGAAGUGAUAUUGGUAUUUUAAAUUUUAAUACCUUUGAACAUGUUGUUGCAAGAUUUCGGGCCCAUGUUAGGUCUUAAACCAAUAAAUAUAUUAUUGCAAGAUUUCAGGUCCUUCUUAGGUCUUAAACCAUUAAAUAUAUGUUAUUGCAAGAUUUCAUACCCAUUUUAGGUCUAAGUCCGUAACAUAUAUGUUCUUGCAAGAGUUCAGACCCUUUCUGGUUCUAAAAAAAGAUUAUAUUCUUGCAAGAGUUCAGAGCCUUUUUGGUUCUAAAAAAAGAAUGCAUGUUAUUGCAAGAGUUCAGGCCCUUUUUAAUUCUAAAAACAUUAAAUAUAGUGUCUUCUUGCUGGUGUUGCGGUCCUUUUUAAUGCUAAACCAUCACAUGUACAUGUAAAUAACAGAAAUAUUGUAAAGAGUGUUUAAUAUUUUUGGUUACUUUGAUUUAAGAACAUCAGUUAUUUCAGUGAAUUUAGUUAUUUUCAAGAGGUCUUUAAUUAGAAGAUAUUUCUUAGUAUUGUGUCAAGGCCUAAAACUACAUGUAUACUUGUUUAUAGAUUUGUGGCUGAAAGUUUUAACAUUUUUGUCUUAAUAAUACAUGUUAUUGUGUCUGUUCUUAACAACUGAUACUCUAAAAAAGUUAGUAUUUUCAGCUAAAUUUAUGCUUUUGCAAUCAACCCUGUUUAUAUAUUUGUACAGAAAGAAGUGCUAAGUAACUAUUUUAUAUAUUAUUCCUAAUAAGGGAGGCUAUUUCUGUAAUUUCCUGCCAUAAUUAUAUUUGUCUCCCUUGUACUAUCUAUUGACUCUGAUCUAAGGGAGGCUAUCUAUGUUAAAUUAAAUACUUUUUUGUAGCUGUCUUUCUGCGCAGUCUGAUCAGGAUCCAUGCUGUUUGCCUACAAACCGGAACAGCAUGGCUCCUGAUCAGACUGCACGGAUGCGCAGGCUGGUCUGGAUCCAUGCUGGUCGCAAACGCACUAUGAUGGUUUUGUAAUGUCGCGGCUCAUAAAAAUAAUUCUUUAUUAUUGAACAAUUAUAGCCUAAUAGCAUUAUUUAAAUUUGAUUAAAUGUCAUAAAUUAUGUAAGACAGUUAUAUGAUGAUACAUGUAUACAUUUUUCUGUCAUAUUUAACAGAGUGACAUAGAUUGUAACUACACAAUUUUAUCAUACUAUUCUCUUAUAUAAUGCUUAUAUUUAUUAUUUGUUGUUUUUUUUACAAAUUCAGAAUUUAUUUAUUUGUUAUAUUUGUCUUUAUUUGUCUGUGAUAAUUCUAGUCGACUAAAUCACCGUGUCUAUUUACACAGUAGUUCAAUGUAGAAAUUACUGGUACUAUGUAUACACUGAGAUUAACUGGGUUAGAGCUAAAUUGUAAUGUUAGGUCAAUUUCGUCUCCCACGUUACUCCCCUAUGGGGCCCCAUAGAGAGAUGACACAGCAUCGACCAUUGUGUUUUUCGAUUCUUUGAAAUCAUAUAUCAUCACCUUAGUGCAGUAACGGGUUAAGUCUGUCUGGAUUUAAUAGGUGCUAACCAGUUAUUGCACUAAGGUGACGAUAUGUGUGUUUUCCACUGUUUGUUGACAACAGUUACUUUCCCACACAGGAAAAGCCCCACAUUGGGUAAAAUUUGAUGCAAACCUAUACAUGUACCAUUAGUUCUGAUGAAUUUCUGACUUCAGUAUAAUGGUUAAGCUUAUAUGCUGAACUCAAAUUUUUAAUUUUUUAAUGUCGUUUUCAAUAAGUUGUAUGUUUUAGUUCUUCCAAUUUAGUCUCUUUGUGUCAUCAAAUGUUUAUUGGGCAUAGAAUUCAAUGUUUUAACACAUAGAAUCCUUUCUUUUUUGCCACUAUGUGACUUUAUUUUGAAGUGUUAUACCAACGAAAAAUGCCAAAUUUUCUCAAGAUAACAAAACAUGAAAUUGUAUCCUAGUAACCAGUGUAUACAUGGAAACCAAGACUUUCAUGGUGUCUAAUAUAUUAUGAAAAUUUUGUACUAAAAUUGAAAUACUUUUGUAUAAUGUUUUGUUAUGUUUCCAAGUAAUUCGAAAAUAAAUGAUCCAUUAUUAUUGA